AUGACCCGACCUCGGGCCCAGCCGCUGCUGGGGCACCCCCGGCUGGGCACCCCCAGCCCUUCCGCUGGGCUGGACCCCCAGGCUCCCCCUCCGCCGCGGGGAGCGGCCCUGCCCCGCCCGCCACACACACCCCCGCCACCGCCCCCAUGUUCGUUUCCCUUCGGGAACGGCAGGUCGCGGGCGGAAAGGGGCUGGAGAGGAGGAGGAGGAGGAGGAGGAGGAGGAGGUGGAGGUGGAGGUGGAGGAGGUAGAGAAGCUGCCCUGGCCAGGAAGGGAGUACGGGGAGACUUGGGUGACAGGAGUGCAAGCACUGAGCACGAAGAGCUGUCCCACCAAUUGAUGCUCUUCCUGCAACACCCAUUUCCAGCUGUAGAAGCUCUCUACCAAUUCUGGGUCCUAGGAAAAAAGGCUCCAUGCACCUACAAGUGGAGAAGCAAUAAAGUGACUUGUGUUUCCUGUGAAAGUCUGUCUUUACAGGUGUUAUUGCUGUGAUCUGUGACCCAGUUCCAUCUUAGCUACACUGAAGGAUAUUAGAGACUGGGCAGUUGGAAACAUUGACUGAAGGGUGACUUGUGUGCGCAGAAAGAAGGGGAAAUUUAUAACCUAAUACUGAAAUUGCCCUGACAUGCCUUGUGUAUAGAAUUUUUACCACAGAUUUCCGGGCUGCAAGCCUAAAUAGCACAGCCCAAAUGUUCAGCUUGAGAGGGGGAGUUUGAAUGACAAAUUGAGUGUGCAAUGUGAGGGAGAACUAUAGAGUUCAAACAAGAUCAGCCAGAGAAAAGCAAGAGACUGGGGGCAAUGGGAGAACCAUGAGGAAAAGAGCAAAACUAGAUUUUUGAAUGUAGGUCUUAGAGUGUAAUCUCCAUCAUCCCAGGCUAUAAGGUAACACACUCGGAGCAUUU
Lepidothrix coronata (blue-crowned manakin) is the source of this 902-nucleotide messenger RNA. Its product is annotated as translation initiation factor IF-2-like. Bases 1 to 492 code for a protein of 163 amino acids. The record is from RefSeq and is a predicted model, not a curated record. Lineage: Eukaryota; Metazoa; Chordata; Aves; Passeriformes; Pipridae. The transcript is spliced from 4 exons.